AUGUGGUAUUGCACAUUUCUAUUCGUUUAUAAUUAUUUCAUUUCUUUAACAAUAUCAAAACAAAUACCAUUAAUUGGACUUUUUACACAAGAUAAAUAUGAUACGAAUUAUUCAGCAUCAACAAUUAUUGAGUAUGCAGUAAAUCGUUUAAGAACAAUAGAAACAAUUCAAACUGAACUUGAUAUACAACAUGAUGAACAAGAUAUUCCAUGUGAUAUGGCUAUUGGAACAAAAAUGGUUUUUGAUAUGUUACAUCGAAAACCUCGACCAUUAGCUAUAUUUAGUGGUUCUUGUCAUACAGUUGCAUCAGCAAUUGCUGAAACAGCUGGAAUAUUUGAUAUGACGAUAAUUAUUUAUUCUGAAACAAGUUCACUUUUUACUGCAAGAGAAAAAUAUCCAUCAUUAAUACGAACUGUACCUGGUGAUUCUCAACAUAAUAUUGCUCGAAAAUUAUUAUUAAGAAAAUAUAAUUGGCGUCGAUUUGGAAUAUUAUAUCAAUAUGAAAGACAAUAUACGAUGGUAAUUGAUAAUAAUAUGAGCGAUGCACUAGCAGUACAAGAGGCAGCAAUUGCCUCUUCUAGAAAAGAUUUUGAGGAACCUGUAACACGAUUCAAUGAUCUUUUACAAGAUGAAAGUGAUUGGGAGAAUGCUUUAUCAAGAGGUAUAUCAUUCAAUGAUCUUGAUGAAACACAAGGCAAUCGAACAAGAAAUUCAUUAAAAGAUGCAUUUGACGAAUUACGGAAAAAUAAUAUUCGAAUUAUUCUUGGAAAUUUUAAUUCAACUAUGGCUGUUCGAAUAUUUUGUGAGGCAUUUCGAUAUAAUUUAUAUGGUUCGCGUUUUCAAUGGAUAAUUGUUGGUUAUUAUGAACCUAAAUGGUGGUUAAAUAAUCCAGGUCCUUGUAAUACAUCUGAAAUUCUUCAUGCACUCAAUGGAACACUUCAAACUCGUGUAGCAAAAUUAGGUUAUAAUACUAGAAAACGAACAAUGGCUGAUUUAACAUUAGAUCAAUUUAAAUUUGAUUUAACAACAUUUAAAUCAACAAAUUAUUUUGUUGGUUAUGCAUUUGAUGCUAUUUUAACAUUAACAUCUGCAUUUGAAAAAUUAAAUUCUUGUCCAAAUGAAUUUCAUAUUGAUUCGAUUUGGCAUCAAUCAUGUUGGCGUCAUGAAUUAAUUGAUAUUAUAAAAAAUAUUGAUAUUGAAGGUGUUACAGGUCGUAUACGUUUUAAUAAUGGUGAUCGUAUUGGUGAAAUUGUUAUCGAACAAAUAUUAGUUUAUCAUAGUCACAAAUCAACAAAUGUGGAUAUUGCGAAAUUAUUCGUUGCAAUACCAACAAAUCAAUCAAAAUAUAUUCUUUUACCAGCAGGAAAUGAACGAAAUAUAACUUGGCAUGGUCAUGGACCACCCAAUGAUCGUAUUAAACGUAUUGAACGUAAUCAACGUAUUUCAGUAUUAACAUAUACAAUCAUAGCAAGCAUUAGUGGCAUUGGAAUAUUUUUAGCAAUAGGAUUUUUUGUUUUUAAUAUUAUUUUUCGUACACAUAGAUUUAUUCGAAUGUCAAGUCCACAAAUAAAUAAUUUGAUUAUAGCUGGAUGUAUACUUUCAUACACAAGUGUUCUUUUAAUGGGUAUUGAUUCGACGUUAUUAGGAGAACGAAAUUCUGAAUCAGCUAUGAAUUUUAUUUGUGCAGCACGUGUCUGGACUUUAUCAAUUGGUUUUACUAUUUCAUUUGGAGCUAUAUUUAGUAAAACAUGGCGUGUUCAUACUAUAUUUACUACUGUAAAUGCAUCGAAACGAGCAAUUAAAGAUUAUCGGUUAUUUAUUUUUGUUGGAAUACUUUUUGCACUUGAUUUCAUAGUCUUAACAUCAUGGCAAAUUAUUGAUCCAUUGAAAAUUUUUCGACAUACAAGUCAAAUACAGACAAAAGAUGAAGAUAUUGUUAUUUUAUGGAGUUAUGAAGAAUGUCUAUCAAAACGUCGAUCAAUUUGGAUGACAAUACAAUCAAUUUAUAAAGGUGUACUCAUGGUUGUUGGUUCACGUUUUGCAUGGGCAACACGAAAUGUUCAUAUAAAUGCAUUGAAUGAUUCUACUUAUGUUGGAAUGAGUCUCUAUAAUGUUGUUCUUUUAAGUAUAACAACAGCUGUUGUUGGUUAUUUCUUACGUGAUCAACAUGAACGUUCAUAUAUAUUAACAUCGAUAUUUAUUUUACUUUGUGUUACAAUAACAUUAUGUCUCGUAUUUGUACCAAAAGUACUUGAAGUAGCAAAAGAUCCAAGUUCAAGUGCUAAACCACAACGUGCCGUUCUUUUAAAACCAAAAGCGAAAUUAUCCGAUGAUCAAGGACAUGAUAAAGAAAAACCGAAAUUAUCCAAUGCUCAAGAACAUGACAAAGAAAAACUUCUAAUACAAAUAAAAGGUUUAACAAAUCAAAAUGAAAUAUUACGAUUAAAUGCAAAAAAAUGUGAUGAAUUAAUUACCAAACUUCUAUCGGCAAUAACAGAUACACAUGAUAAACCAUAUCAAUAUGAAAUAAUCAUGCCAUUAUCAACAAAUAUUAUCGAUGAAACAAUGCAUACUCGUGAAUCCGAUUGGUUAUUAGAUGAUGAAAAUCAAUUGCGGAAAUAG
Messenger RNA from Adineta steineri, 2622 nucleotides. Lineage: Eukaryota; Metazoa; Rotifera; Eurotatoria; Adinetida; Adinetidae. The record is from the annotation of a GenBank genome assembly.